This is a messenger RNA of Cylindrotheca closterium, 606 nucleotides long. The record is from the annotation of a GenBank genome assembly. NCBI's taxonomy places the organism in Eukaryota, Bacillariophyta, Bacillariophyceae, Bacillariales, Bacillariaceae.
AUGCCAGCCACAAAUAAGACAACUAAGGAGAAACAGCCAACCUGCCUAGAUAACCCAGCUUGUGCUGUCAUACUUUCCGACUUGGAGAAUAAAAAACUGCCAUUGGACGAGUCCGAAAUGUCUGCGGAAGUAGCCUUCAACAAAUUCUAUGCAGAUAAUCCUGUUGUCCAAGCUGUCGCAUUCAAAAAGUUCAAGGAGAAAUUGAAUGACCAUCGUCGUCAAGUACUAAAGAAGAAGGAAAGCCCGCCUCAGAAGAAGCUAUUAAAUGGGAUGGAACCGCAGCAGAAAUGGCAGAAGUACUACGAGGACUUGCCCAAAUUCAAGGACACAUGCUUCCAAGCAUUCCGGGACUGGCUAGAGAAGUCUGCCAUGCCCUAUGCUCAGGCGUGGGAAGAGCAUUGCAAGUUCCUUCCGGCCUUUAAGGAUGUGGAUCUAGAGCGGUUCAAAGCCAGAUUGAAAGCUCAUCAGGACCAAGUGAAGAAAUACAUGAAAAGAUCAAAGGAAGAAGAGCUGCUUAUGCUAGAGGAGUUCAAGUGGUAUCCCAAAGUCGAAAUCAACGCUGAUGGAACACCAAAUGGGCCAUGCAUCCAACAAAGUUUCUGUUGA